ACAAGUUGUCACAUAGACAAGCCCCUCCCACAUUGACUGUCAAUAUGGUAAAAGUCCUUCCCACCCACCCCUAUAAAGCCUCUCACGUUGACUGUGUACACUCAGACAAAUAGGUAACUACAGCCUCAGAAAAAGCAUCCAGUAACUGGAGAGAUCUAUGCAACUGGCAGCCUCCCAGUGAAGUGAAUUGUUUUGAGCCUGAGGCUCCAUCCAAUAUGAAAGUGCAUCUUCAAACCAUCAUCUGCGGGUGUGUUCUAGCCACAGUUCUACCGCUGGUGAAAGGCACAGUCCUACCUCUAGUGAAAGGCACAGUCCUACCUCUAGUGAAAGGCACAGUUCUACCGCUGGUGAAAGGCACAGUCCUACCUCUAGUGAAAGGCACAGUUCUACCGCUGGUGAAAGGCACAGUUCUACCGCUGGUCAAAGGCACCAAAGUUGACCUCAACUCCAACAUGAAAAAGAGAUUUAGAGUCUGGUUACAGAGCCGCACAAGAGAAGAUUUCCAAAGCAGCUCUGCAGUGAACUCAGGGAUCCUCAGUGGACCAGGGCAGAGAGAGGAGACAGACCCCUCAGUAUUUCAUUCCAGGUCCAGAAGAUCCAUUGUGACCUCAGUGAAAAGACCAGGCUGUUCUCUGGGAACAUGCAGCCUGCAUGACCUGGCCCAUCGGCUACACAUCCUCAACAACAAGUUAAAGGUCAACAGAGCCCCGGAGGACAAGAUCAGCUCACAGGGUUACGGACGCCGCCGCAGGUCGCCACAGUCACUCCCACAGCGCUACGCAACGCUAAGUCUCCAAGCAGGCAGAGUGAGACUGAACUGCAGCAGAGAGUGCAGCCAAGGACUCCACCUACAGGCCAUCCCUCUCAGACAAACUUGAGACGGGCAGAGAACAGGAAGAGGAGUGUCGAUCUAGCGAAUAUCAAGCACUUUUUUAAAUGUUUGGGGCUGGCUGAGAUAUUACUGAGGUCCUAUUCCUGAGCAUUCCUUUCCUGCAUGGGGAAAAGGAAGGACAAGGUCAAUGGAGCAGGAAACAAUUUUCACACCACUGGAUGGAAGAUAGAGGGGCGCAAGAAGGUGUG
Molecule: messenger RNA, 1080 nt
Organism: Oncorhynchus kisutch (coho salmon)
Lineage: Eukaryota; Metazoa; Chordata; Actinopteri; Salmoniformes; Salmonidae
Product: ADM
Exons: 4
Coding region: 216-878 (220 amino acids)
Biological process (GO): adenylate cyclase-activating G protein-coupled receptor signaling pathway; positive regulation of heart rate; regulation of systemic arterial blood pressure
Cellular component (GO): extracellular region
Molecular function (GO): adrenomedullin receptor binding; hormone activity
Source: RefSeq, a predicted model, not a curated record